Molecule: messenger RNA, 738 nt
Organism: Alnus glutinosa
Lineage: Eukaryota; Viridiplantae; Streptophyta; Magnoliopsida; Fagales; Betulaceae
Exons: 2
Coding region: 388-657 (89 amino acids)
Cellular component (GO): mitochondrion
Source: RefSeq, a predicted model, not a curated record
AACAAAUUUAUUCUCCAUAAUUUUUUUUUUUUAAAAAAAAAAAUCGAAGAAAAACCCUCGCUUUAGCUUCUGGAAUCUAAUUCGUCACAUUUCCAUGACAUUGUUGGUCGGAUUGAGCCAACAAAGCUAGAUUUGGUCAUUGUUAGUCGUAAUUUUGUGGAUUUUGGAUAGUCUUCAACCUAAAUGCUUAUAAUUUUGUCGUAUUUCGAUGAAAGCGGCUCAUUGCCCAUUGAUCUUAUACGCCUAUUUUUGUUUGUGCAGAAUUUUAUACUUAGUUUAGCGAUCUUCUUCUUUUUUCUUUUUUUCCUUCCUCGAAUAGUUUGUUGACGAGUUGAUUUUGCAAUGAGGGUCAUAUUGUGCUCUUUGGACAUGCUUUGAUAUGAAAAUAUGGUGUUGAGGAAGAGAACCGUGAUGGUUCUCUCCUUUGAUUUACAGGGCUUCAUUCUCCGUGCUCGAGUCCUGAAGCUUUACAGGCAGGCGCUAAGGACUGCUGGGAGAGCCCCUGCUCAUGCUAGAGAAUUGAGGCAGACGAUUAGACGGGAGAUGGAGAAUAACCGGAACUGCAACGACAAGCAAAAGAUUCGUUUCUUGAUUAGUGAAGGAUUAGAGAGAUUGAAAGGUCUGGAUGAGAUGCUCGAUAUGCAAGGUCGCUGUUAGUUGUUAUUAGAGGCUGCAUUUGGUCUCUUUUGUAUGCCUUUCCUCUUGUAAACUUCUAUAGAUUUUGUGCCUUACAAAUCC